AUGAAUGGUUCAGGUCCAAGAGAAGAAGGAGGAUCUAUGAAGCCGAUGAUUCUGAGAGUUGGUGUUGCUCUUUUCCUGUCAGCAACUGGUUUGAUCUUGGCCAGGUUCGUGUAUCGGAAAGAAGAUAAUGAAGUAACUUCUUCCACAAGCAAUCGAGAGUCUUCUUCAUCACCUAGUAGAAGAAAUGAUGGAGAGGAAGAAGAAGAAACGGAGAGCGUAGAUCAUAAAAAAGAAGAGAUACUCAGAUUAAAAUCCAGAUUCGAGGAGCUUCAGAGGAAAGAAUACGAGAUGGAGUUGCGUUUCGAACGGUAUUGUAACUUGAAAGAUCAAGAAGUCAUGCUUAUGGAUCAUAAAAGCAUGCUAAGUCUUGAGAAAUCUCAACUAGAUUUCUUCCGUAGAGAAGUAUCGGCGAUGCAAGAAGAACAAAAGAGAGGUCAAGAUUUGUUGAUCGUGUAUCUUAAACUGGUGGGAGAAAUCCAAGGGUUGAGAUCAGAGAAUGGGUUGCUUGAGGGAAAAGCAAAGAAGCUCAGGAGAAGAACAAAACAGUUAUACCGCCUUGUGAACGACAAGAACAGGAGGGUUAAUAGCGUGGAGAAAGAGUUCUUGAGAUGUUUUGAUGAAUUGGAGACGAAGAAUAACAUUGUGAAGGAACUUGAAGGUGAAGUUAACGUUCUGAAAGCCAACGUUGAUGUGUUGCAAGAGGAAAAGGAAGAUGUAUCUUGGAAGUUAUCAUCAAAUUCCACAUCAGAGAUGGUGAGUGUAGAAGAUUAUAGAAGGGUAUUAGAAGAGUAUGAGGAUUUAAAGAAGGAUUUUGCUAAUGGAGUUAAGGAAAUGAUUAACCUAAAAUGGAGAAAUGCUUGUUUGAGGCACGAGGUGAUGAGAAAGGGAACCAAUUAUGAGGAAGUCACGUUUUCUCCAAAUCGAAACUUGCAAGAGUUGGUUUUUGAGGAUCAAGUUGAUGAUCUAGCAUUGACAGUAGUUGAUGAGCAUCAUCAUGAGGAGAACCAACUCCAUCAGAAUCAUGAUGAUCAUCAUCAUCAUGAAACUUCGAGGAGGAAGAGGCUGAUGAAGAAGCUGAAAAGAUGGGUGGAAGGAAAUGAGAAGGGAAAUUUAACAAAACCAGAGGAAAGAUGUUUCGGAUGGCACUCUUUGACGGUGGAGCCUGAAGAAGAACGCAUGUUUCAUUCAAGAAGAUCUUGUUCUAGCGUCUAA
Molecule: messenger RNA, 1212 nt
Organism: Microthlaspi erraticum
Lineage: Eukaryota; Viridiplantae; Streptophyta; Magnoliopsida; Brassicales; Brassicaceae
Source: the annotation of a GenBank genome assembly